UGUAAAAGUCACCCUUUAAAAACCUCCCCAACAGAGCCCCAUUGAUAAAUAAACCGGAAAAUACUGGGCCGACACCUAACAAUUUCUCCGAUUCCACCGCACACAUUCAAACUAAAUAAUCCAACGACUAGCUAAAAGCUUUGGCACAUUAUAUUUUUUGAGAGAGAAGAGAUUAUUACGGAGUCUUUAACCAGCUAAAACUUCAUUGUUUCGAUAUGCCGCCAGCUGCCGACGUUGUUGGACACCACCGUGUAGUACCCUUAGAUUCUAAGGUUACGCCCACGGCCUUCAUGGUAUCGGAGACGUUUGCUAAGGACGCAAUAUUAGCGUGGUUCAGGGGAGAGUUUGCUGCUGCAAAUGCGAUUAUAGAUGCGCUUUGCAACCAUAUAACUCAGCUUGAGGGAGGAAGAGCAGAGCAUGAAUCGGUGUUUGCAGCCAUCCACCGCCGGAGGCUGAAUUGGAUCCCAAUUCUACAGAUGCAAAAGUACUGUUCCAUUGCCGAGGUUACACUCGAUCUACGUAAAGUCGCUGAGAGAAAGAUCAAGGAGAGAGAGGAGUUUGCAAUCUCCAAACAGUUCGAUAACCAGGCAAGCACUCAUGAAAUAGUGGAUGGAGAUGAUUCUCCUGAAACUGACAUCACUCAUGAAAUAGUGGAUGGAGAUGAUUCUCCUGAAACUGACAUCACUCAUGAUACAGGACUCUUAAUACAACACUUGGAAGAAAGUGUUGAAUUCUGCUCAAACCAUGAGAACUGUGAGGCAAGGCAUGCCCACAUCAAGAUGACAAAGGGGUUUGUGUCGAAAGAGCUAGUCAAAGGGCAUAUGGUGAAUGUAGUGCGAGGUCUCAAGUUAUUCGAAGACAUAUUUACUCCAAAUGAAAUCUCUAAACUAAAUGAUUUAGUGGACGAACUUCGUGUUGCUGGCCAGAAUGGUGAACUCUCAGGUGAAACUUUUAUUUUAUUCAACCAGCAAGUGAAGGGCAACAAAAGAGAGAUGAUUCAGCUUGGGACCCCAAUUUUCGGACAUAUAAAAGAGGAGGCCAUGUGUCAAAAGAGUAACAUUGAACCCAUUCCAGCUCUUCUACAAGGUGUCAUAGACCACCUGAUUCAGUGGAAUCUAAUAUCAGAAAGUAGAAGGCCUAACAGCUGUGUAAUCAACUAUUUUGAUGAGGGGGAGUAUUCACAGCCUUUCAUGAAACCACCACAUUUGGACCAGCCGGUGUCUACCCUUCUCCUCUCUGAAUCAAUGAUGGCAUUUGGUAGAGCUCUUGUGAGUGAUAGUGAUGGGAACUACAAAGGAUCAUUCAUGCUUUCUCUUAAACAAGGGUCUCUUUUAGUCAUGAGAGGAAACAGUGCCGAUAUGGCUAGACAUGCACUGUGCUCAUCAGCUAGCAAAAGAGUUGCUAUUACAUUCUUCAAAGUAAGAACAGAGAUGAAUAACUUCGUCUCGGAUCAAAAAAUCCCUCCUCUGACUAAAGCAAUGACCUUAUGGCAGCCUGGUGUCCCAACACAUUAUUCAACUGCAAAUGGAGCAGCUAAUGGUUAUAAGAUUAUGGAUGUGAUGCCUAAAUGGGGUUUCCUUCGAGCUCCAGAAUUUAUGGUAGCUCCUGUGCGUCCGAUGGUUCUAAGCCCUCGAAAAAUUCCAACUGGUGGUACUGGUGUCUUUCUUCCAUUAUCAAGAAAACCUGCAAAACAUAUUCCACCACGUGCCCAGAAAAGGCGGUUUCUUGAGCUACCUUCCCCUAGUGGGUCGCCUAAAUCAGCGAGCAGUUCAGAAGCAAGUACGGCUAUUUAGACCGAGUAUGAUCAGAGACCCAUUAGUGCUGCAUCCAACAUCCCUUGUCCGUUGUUACUUCUCUCCACGAUGAGCUCAGUUGUUGAGUAUAGAUAUAUAUUGUGCGUUUUUUAUUCCCUUCAAAGGUUUUCCUUCUUUACUUAGGUGUUGGUUGAUAUACCUUUUACUUAUGCUAACCAUGAGAGGCUUUAGAUAUUUUGAGCUUAGUCAGUUGAGUGUAUUAUCUGCUGAAUUUUUCAUUGAGUUUUUCCUUUUUCUAUCAAUCUCUUCAAGGACAGUAGAGGUUGAUUUUAAUGUAAUUAUAUCCUCUUUCUCUUCUCAAGUACCAGCAAUUAUUAUUAUUUUCAUUCA
Solanum pennellii is the source of this 2144-nucleotide messenger RNA. Its product is annotated as RNA demethylase ALKBH10B-like. Gene Ontology annotation, molecular function: demethylase activity; mRNA binding. Bases 216 to 1793 code for a protein of 525 amino acids. The record is from RefSeq and is a predicted model, not a curated record. NCBI's taxonomy places the organism in Eukaryota, Viridiplantae, Streptophyta, Magnoliopsida, Solanales, Solanaceae. The transcript has 7 exons. Gene Ontology annotation, biological process: mRNA catabolic process.